AUGCUCGAAGGCAAGCCGGCAUUCGGCGCGGAAGUCAAUCUUGGCUCGUCACUUUCCGCUGAACUGCUGUCCCCGCUAGGUUUCGACUUCAUUCUCGUCGAUAACCAGCACGGCGCAUGGGACGACAACUCUUCUAUGUCCGCCUUCCGAAGCAUCGCGCUAGGCGUGGCAAUGCCGAUGGCGCGCGUCCGUCGUAACGAGUUUGGCGCAAUCGGCAGGCUGCUCGACCGUGGCGCUAUGGGCAUCGUGGUGCCGAUGGUCAACUCUGUCGAGGAGGCGGAAGCAGCAGCGGAAGCAGUGCGCUAUCUGCCGAUUGGCGGGCGUUCAGCUGGAGCGUUCGGCACCGGCUUCCUCGGCGGCGAUUAUAUGCAAUGGGCAAAUGACGAGAUAUUCCUCGCGGUGCAGAUUGAAACGGUCGAAGCCGCCGCAGUCGCAGAGGGAAUCCUCUCAGUCGAGGGCAUAGACGGUUGCUGGGUUGGCCCCGGCGACCUCAGUUACUCCAUGGGGGUGGACCUGUCGGACCCGGCGGGCUGGCAGGCGCACGACGACCUAAUUGUGCAGAUAUUCGAGGCAACCAAGCGCGCAGGCAAGAUACCCGGCAUCUACACGCCCAGCGCAUCGGAGGCAUUGCGCCGCGCCGAGCAGGGCGGGCUGUUCCUCACGGCAGGCGGCGACGGACCCUGGGUCGUCGAAGGCGCCCUCAGCACAUUGAAGGAACUCGGCAGAUAG
Geodia barretti is the source of this 729-nucleotide messenger RNA. The record is from the annotation of a GenBank genome assembly. NCBI's taxonomy places the organism in Eukaryota, Metazoa, Porifera, Demospongiae, Tetractinellida, Geodiidae.